This is a messenger RNA of Perca fluviatilis (European perch), 3864 nucleotides long. It is a transcript of the gene sp3a, whose product is annotated as sp3a transcription factor. The record is from RefSeq and is a predicted model, not a curated record. Bases 155 to 2182 code for a protein of 675 amino acids. Gene Ontology annotation, molecular function: RNA polymerase II cis-regulatory region sequence-specific DNA binding; DNA-binding transcription factor activity, RNA polymerase II-specific. The transcript is spliced from 6 exons. Gene Ontology annotation, biological process: regulation of transcription by RNA polymerase II. NCBI's taxonomy places the organism in Eukaryota, Metazoa, Chordata, Actinopteri, Perciformes, Percidae.
CCCACCCUUUGUGUUACCUACCGCCCGUCAAUCAAAAUAGAAAAAAAUCUGACAGUUAUCACCUAUUUCUACGCGUAUACAAUCAAUUUCAUUUGCUGAUCAUGUCCGGUGGCUUGUGACUAUCAGGACUUUACGUUUAAAGACAAGGCACGUAAUGACUGCCCCAGAACAGCCGAUGAAACCAGAAGAUAUGGCUGCCUUGGACGUGGACAGCAGUCAAAGCGACUUUCUGCAGCAGGAGCAAGGCGGGGGCAAUCAGACAUCAGAUCCAUCUACGCAACUAACUGGGACAGAGAAAUGGGAGGUGUUAACCCCCACAACAGCAGCAAAGGAUGAAUCUGGAAUGAUACAGAUCCAAAGUCAAGGAAUAUUAACAUCAAACGGACAGUAUGUUCUUCCUCUCCAGAACUUACAAAGUCAGCCAAUCUUUGUGACAUCUGGAACAGAUGCCUCCUCUGCCAAUUCAGUGCCUAACAUUCAGUACCAAGUAAUUCCUCAAAUUCAGACAGCAGAUGGACAACUGAGCUUCACAACGGGCGUGGAAGGAGCGACUCUGACUCAGGAUGCCACAGGGCAGAUUCAGAUCUUGCCUGAAGGUAGCCACAGUCUCAGUGUAACAUCAACUGCAAACAUCCUUAAUAACAACCAGAACCUCAUAUCACAGACUGGUAAUGUCCAGCAGCUCCAGGGGGUUUCUCUUAGCAGCUCCACCUUCAACAACCAGGGUCAGGUUGUUACUAAUGUGCCUGUGGGUUUGCCUGGGAACAUUACUUUUGUUCCUAUUAACAGUGUGGACUUGGACUCCCUUGGCCUCUCUGGUGCUCAGACUAUAGCAACAGGGGUCACUGCUGAUGGCCAGCUAAUUAUGACGAGUCAGCCUGUGGAUGGCUCAGAGAGUCUGGCGAAGACAGAUAAUCACCUCUCACAGACACUACAAGUAAAUGACUCAAAUGCAAAUCAUGAGAUCUAUGUGCCAACGUCUUCCUCUCAGCUACACAUUCCAGCGAACGAAUCUGGUCUGCUGACACAAGACACUUCAUUGUCAUCAGCGGCUACAGAGCAAGGCGACUCAAGUUCUGGUCUCCAGGAGGGCUUCAUCCAACAGAACCAAGAGCAGAGCAUCCAGGUGUCCUCCGCUCAGUCCAUCAUCCAGCUGCAGCAGGUGCCUAUUCAGACCACCAAUGGUCAGGUGGUCCAGUCCAUGGCGACAGGCGGGCAGAACCUGCAAAACGUGCAGCUGAUCAAUCCGGGAACCUUCAUCAUCCAAGCCCAGACGGUCACGCCGUCAGGUCAGAUACAGUGGCAGACCUUUCAGGUGCAGGGAGUGCAGAACCUGCAGAACCUCCAGCUGCCCACAACACCACCCCAGCAGAUAACCCUGGCUCCAGUCCAGACCCUGUCACUGGGUUCCAGUCCAGUCAGCAUCAGCACGGGACAGAUGCCCAACCUGCAGACAGUGACGGUCAACACAAUGGCCCAACAAGGAGAUGCAGACAACCCUGGAGAGAUUCGGAUAAAAGAAGAGCCCGAUUCUGGAGAGUGGCAGCUAAGCACCGACUCUACCCUGAACACAAGCGAUCUGUCCCACCUUCGCGUCAGGCUGGUGGAUGAGGAGGAUCAGUUGGGUCAGGAGGGCAAGAGGCUGCGCAGAGUGGCGUGUACUUGCCCCAACUGUAAAGAGUCAGGUGGGAGAGGAUCCAGCACAGGGAAGAAAAAGCAGCACAUCUGCCACAUUGCCGGCUGUGGGAAAGUAUAUGGAAAGACAUCGCACCUGCGAGCCCACCUGCGCUGGCAUUCAGGGGAGCGACCUUUUGUUUGCAGCUGGAUGUUUUGUGGGAAGAGGUUCACACGCAGCGACGAGCUGCAGAGACACAGGAGAACACACACAGGAGAGAAGAAGUUUGUCUGCCCAGAAUGUUCCAAGCGUUUCAUGCGGAGCGACCACCUGGCGAAGCACAUUAAAACUCAUCAGAACAAAAAAGGCGUGAACUCUGGCAGCGCUGUGGUGGCCUCGAUGGAAUCGGCGGGGUCCUCAGACAGUAUCAUCACCACGGCAGGCGGGACCACCCUCAUCCUCACCAACAUCCAGCAGGGUUCCAGCAACGCCCAGGACAUCCUGGCCAACGCAGAGAUCCCUCUCCAGCUCGUCACCACGGUAGCGGCCAGCGAUGUCAUGGAGUGAUUUACACUCCACUUAUGAACUUCUACAACCUCUCUCAUACUGUAUACUCCUACCUGCAUUUUUUUUUUCAAGUUUCGAAGAAAAACUAAAAUUAUAAGUAUAUAUAUAUAAAUAUAUAUAUAUUUUAACACAGAAAUAGUCAGUCCAUGUCCAUACUCGGUUUUUAUUAAGGACUAAUAGUGGAGACUAAAAGAAGAUAAAGGUGAAAAAGACAUUGCAGUAAACACACAAGGAAAUGCCUUAUUUUGUACAAUAUUGUGUCGUCGGAAAUGUAGGAUGCCAUUUUGUUUUGAAUCUACUUAUUUUUUUGUUAGUGUUUUUCACAAAAAAUUAUUGGUAAGUUGAGCGUUUUUUUUUUGAUGGUAUAUUGUAAUGAUGUCCUUGGUUUGUUCCAUCCUUUGAGCAAAUACUAAAUCUCACAACAGAGCUAAUUUUAUCCAGCUAAAGUAAUGUUAUUGCUUACGUCCAUGCAAAUGUAUUCAUGUUAUGGCGUUUUUGUUUCAAUAUUAUGCUUUUUUUUUUUUUUUUUCCUGCUUGCAGUCAGUCUGCUUGCAAAUUAGCGCGACCUCCUUCCUCCAGUUUUUUAAAAACUUUGUUCACACCUGCUACAUUUUGCAGGUGAAAAAUCUAAACAAUCACAAUUUUGUAUUGUAAUUCCUCUUGAACAUAUACUGUUGAUAUGAUACACAUUAUUUGCUUAUUAAAUAUUUUGACUGAACAGCUAUUUAUAUUGGGCUUUACCUAGAAAAUGCAUUUGUGAUAUUAAAAGUCCAAAAUAUUUCAAAUGGCUCCAUUAUGUGUAAUUUAAAUGUGUUUUUGUAAAAACCUUGUUGGAGGAUUUCAAAAAACAGUCAUUGUAAUAUGAAGAAGAGAAGCCAUUUUUUUUUUGAGGUAAUUGCCAAAUUUGACUACAAACUCAGGGUGACUUGUGUCUGUGUGAUAUAAUUAGAGUAAAUCACUCCUGUAGCUUCUCGAGCCAUGGUGGUGAUGUUGUGAUGAAAUGUUAUUUGAUGAUGGACCAAAAGCUGAGGUGAAUUAAGCUGUCACCACGUUACCAAUGCUCGUUGAAUUCUACCAUGUCAGUUUUUACGAUGAGGACAACCCCUGUUCAUAUUAUAGAAACAGCUUUGCAGAAUUCUCGCCAGUGUCUUGCUCCAUCAUGCAUUUGGAAAAAUGUAUAACUGAAAGCGGUACUCUUUUUAAGAGCACUAUUCUCAUCACUUUCAUCUUGUUGUUAAUCCUUUUGUAUAAAAAAUGUUUUGUAUACUUCCCAAGAACCUGUCCUUUAUAUUCAUUUUUAGUAAAUGUACCAUAUUUCAGUUUUUGUGUUAAUACUUUUUCUUUAACUAUAUCUUCCAUGAUAUUAUGUUUUAUUUUAUCUCUGAACCCCUCCCUUCUCCCCCCCCAACUGUUGAAUUGUUAAAUUGAAUACACACUGAACAGUGAAUUAUGGUGGCAUAUUUGAUUAGAUUUCCAAUUCUUUUGUGAUACAUAAUGAAAAUUAUGUGAUGUGAUUUUUUUUUUUUUUUUUUUUGCUCACAUGGACAUGUCCUCUUCAGGAGAUUAUACUUAACCCCCAUUAUUAAAUUUGUACUAAACACUGAAGGUUUGUUCUCACUCAAAAUUCUGUAUAAAUAUGUCCAUAUAAUAACAUCAAUAUAAACCUUUCUGUUACACUUGAA